AUGAAUCGGGAGAUGACAAGAGGCAGGGCACAAGACAAGGCUGCUGUGAAGCCCAUUCGGCAACCAUCCAAGACAAGGGAUUUCAAGGUCUCGCCAUCAUUUGUGUGUGCAUUUCCGGGCUCAGACCAAGGCAAGAUUCGUGAUACUUUUUCAUCCGUGGGUUCCACCGCUAACAAGCAGGGACGAGGUAAAGCCAACGCGAAGAACGAGAUUACGCAGAUCAAGCCAUCCAAACCAGUAGCACGUGCCGUCAGCUUUGUGGCGCAAUCUGACAAGGUUGACGUUUUGAGCCUUGAUGACUAUUCUGAUCAAGAGCGUGAAGCAUACUGGUACACCAAAACGGAACUAAGGUCUAUUAGGAUCCAACGCUAUGCCAAACCAAACAGUAGUUUGAGCAAUCGGUCGAGAUCUCUAUCAGUCAACACGAAGUGCCAAAGAUGGAAUGCUUGA
Molecule: messenger RNA, 450 nt
Organism: Cylindrotheca closterium
Lineage: Eukaryota; Bacillariophyta; Bacillariophyceae; Bacillariales; Bacillariaceae
Source: the annotation of a GenBank genome assembly